CUCUUUCUCUCUCCCUCUCUCUCACAUUGUGUCCACAGCCUUGGAGAGUGUUGCUUAUUCGACAUUUCUCUCUCAAACUCCAACCAGCUCUGUUCUCAUCUGAAAGCCGAGAGAAGAGAAGAGAGGAGAACAGAAAAGAAGAGGAGAGAAGAAAAGAGAAGUUUUUGUUCUGCAACCAGGACUUACCAAGUCCCCUUCUGGUUCAGGCUGCCUAAAAAACCUGACCUGAGCUCACCCCCAGACCAUCUGCAGCAGUUUGAUUGAUUUGACCAGCCUUACCAGCUCAGACCAGCUCCUCUCAGUCCAAACAGGCCCAGCAGCCUGACUGAAUUCUCUCCUCUCUUAACCCCAGCCGAUCAAAAUCUAACCAGUCUGCCGCCUUUAUGGAGCGUGUUCAGCACAUGACCAAGUCGGCCAUCCGCCGAGCGUCUCAGAUCGAGGUGAACCCACAAGCCAAGAGGAACCUGCAGGAGCUGUUUGUCAACUUCACCCUCAUCCUCAUCUGCCUGCUUCUCAUUUAUAUCAUCGUCCUGCUGAGCAGUUGAGAGCAGCGGAGCCACAGAGAGUUUGGCAAGGCUGUACUGUGGAAAAGGGUUUGGCUGAUAUAUGGGUUUUACUGAUAUGCACAGAUCCGAUUUCUAAAAUAGCAAUAAUUCCUAUCAUCCCUAUAUAUCAGCCUAACUCUGUUUGACAACAGCCAUGAAGAAAGAUCAUGGAGAUAAUAUGACUCCAUUGAAAAGAAUAGCGGCCAAACUCAGGGAUCAGCUUCCCUGCCUCUCUUUCUCAAGGGAAUAAUCCAAAGUGACGCGACUCCCAACAGUUUAAACUUCACGUGUAUCUGCCUGCUGCUCAUUCAGAUUAAUACCAUGCUUACAUUAUAAUGUGCUGAUUUUAGUCGAUUUACAAAGGACAGUGACUCCCUCCAUUCAAAACUUCCUGUACAAUGUCUCCUCCUUAAGAAAUAAUACGUGCAAUGCGUGUAAUCCUGAAACAUCAAUACAUCACUUCUGUUUAACUCCCAUUUCCCAUAAGCCCCGUUCCCUCCUGCAACAACCACCCCCACCACAAGGCGAAAGAUAAACAUGUUGAAAAUUGUUUUUUCCAUCAGCAAUUUUACUUCCUCCUUUGUCUGCCACUGCCAAAAACCCCAGACAGACAGACAGACAGACAGACAGGAGAAAGACACGUAUGUAGUGACAUCAGAUGUUUCUAUUUUGAAAUGUGAAUGCUGCCAUCUUAGCGGUCACCAGAGCCUAAAAACCCAAAUCUGGCAAAGAGAAACUGGGACAGGAAAGCAGCAAACUUUUGAAACUUUUAUGUAUUGCAUAAAUAAAAACAUAGGGUGAUAGGUAAACUAUGAAUCCCAAGAUGCAUUGUGGAAAUAAACAUCAAAUCACCCAGCAGAGGUAAAAAAUGACGCUGUUAUGAAAUCUGAUGAUACAACCAGCAGCAUAAAUGAAUUGAAUUCUUCGGAUAAAUUCAGUAACUUUGGUGUUGGAAUGAAGAGGUUUUAAUUUUGUUACCUCUCCUAUUCGCAGCUCCUCUAGCUUCUUCUCCAUAGUAAAAGCAGCUGAGACUCAUGGGUAUCGUAGUAUUUGGAGCCCUCCGUCCGGCCAUAAUAACAGAUAAAACAUCAUUUUCUCAGAAACAAAGCUGAAGUUAUUACAACUGGAAAAGUCAAAUUUGACCCGUCUACAUCACACAAUUUAUUCAAAGAUGAAUGACUUUUGAACUAGUGUCAAGAAAAUUGAUAGCAGCCAUGCAUACUCAUAGUUCUGUAACAUGUUUGACAUUACAUUCAAAUAGUCUGAAUCGUUCUUGCUUAACAUACUGUAUAUAAAUAUAAUACGCAGAGCUCAUUCUACGUACUGUUGGCCUUUAGAGUAUUUGAAGUAUAGACUGAGUUUAUCUUACCUGCAUGUGUUUCUGAUGGGCUACAUGUACAUUUCAGCCACGUAAUUCACUAUAGGAAGUAUGGACGAUUCAGUGUGGAAGUGCUGAGUGCAAAAAGAAAGCUUUAAACACGCCUCACACAACCUCUGAUAUAUUAGGCCUGAUAUAUACAGUACAUGCAGUUUAUCGGUUUAGCUGUGAAGAAAACUUUACUUUGCAUGGUGUGAUAUCAUUUAAUGACUGUUUAUGACCUUUAAGUUCUGUUUCUGUUUAGCUAUUAAAACUAUUACUGACUAAUGCUGAUAUUUUUGGUUAAUUAUAGCACAAGUGCCCUCAAUGUGGUAGCAGAUGUGUAGAAACAACUGUAAAGCCAGAUUCCUAAAGAUGUGCAUUCUGAAGUCCGCAAGAAUCUAAUACAAUUUUACCAGCCACAUUUACAUAUAAUGCAUCUUCACUAUAUUUGCCAUUAAUUGAAAAUGUAAGAAUAUAAAUUACAUUUGCAAUUGUUUUUUUGCCCUUUUAUGUAUGUUUGAAAGAUUGUACCACCUGACUUUUAAACUACACACAACCAAAUAAAUUGCAUGACAAAAACA
Molecule: messenger RNA, 2486 nt
Organism: Xiphias gladius (swordfish)
Lineage: Eukaryota; Metazoa; Chordata; Actinopteri; Istiophoriformes; Xiphiidae
Gene: pln1
Product: phospholamban
Exons: 2
Coding region: 384-545 (53 amino acids)
Biological process (GO): negative regulation of heart rate; negative regulation of ATPase-coupled calcium transmembrane transporter activity; negative regulation of calcium ion import into sarcoplasmic reticulum
Cellular component (GO): sarcoplasmic reticulum; membrane
Molecular function (GO): ATPase inhibitor activity
Source: RefSeq, a predicted model, not a curated record